AUGUCGGAACCAAGCCAGCGGCCAAUUCUUCUCUUCCUCUGCCAUCCACUGACCGGCCAUUUUAUACCCGUGAUCAAGAUUGCCAGCGCUCUGCGGGGUCGCGGCUGGGACGUGUGCUUUCUCGGUGCCUCGUUCUUCCGCUCUCGCAUCGAGGCGUCAGGCGCCGAGUUCUUCCAGCUGCAGGGCAAGGCGGACUUGGACGAUGCAAAACUCUUUGACAGAGACACCUCGGUGCCGAGGGGAGCCGCCGAUGACAAGACCUACCGCGCGCGAUCCAUAAUCGACACCAGACACCAGACGCUGCAUGCCAUCCCGGCAGCAUGGGAAAGCGUCAGGGCCGCGCUACUGGAACUGCACCAGCGCAAUGCCGGAAGACAAGUCAUUGUCAUCUGCGAGGCCUUUUUUUACGGAUUCAUGCCGCUCAGAUACGGCGCUCCUCUGCCAACUGGGGUGAAGGUGCCGCGAUCGAUAUGCAUCUCGAUUCUGUCGCCAGCCAUCAGGAGCAUAGAUUUACCACCGUUUUCCUAUCCGGCUCCGUUUGAACCGACAUAUGCCGGCCGAGUACGUAAUAAGGAGAUGUGGGCGUCUUGGGAAAAGCUGGCGCGUCCUGUGACGCAGUUGAUUGACAACAAGCUGGCCGAAGCUGGAGCCACGAGAGGGGUCGGGGAGGUCUUCAUGGGCGGUGCGAAUUACACGUGCCAUGAUGCGAUACUGCAGAUUGGUCUCUCGGCAUUUGAGUAUCCCCGCAGCGACUUCCCGCCGAACUUCAAGAUCAUAGGCAUCAUACCUCCCGGGCCCCUAGACUGGUGGCAGGAUGUUGUAUCAAACUCGGACCUAGACCACAAUGACGAGAGGAAAAAGAAGGUCAUCGUGGUGGCUCAAGGGACGGUUGAGACCGACCCGAAUGAGUUGAUUAUCCCCACGCUGCAAUGGCUGGCAGAUCACAAAGACAUCAUGACCGUCGCCAUCCUCGGACACAGGGGGGCAAGCCUUCCGCCGGAUUUUGACGUACCGGGCAACGCGAGGAUCGCGGACUACCUGCAAUACGACGCCAUCCUCCCCCACGCGAACCUGUGGAUCCACAACGGCGGCUACGGCGCGACAAUGCACGGCCUUGCCCACGGCGUGCCUAUGGUCAUCGCCGGCGAGGGCCAGGACAAGGCCGAGAGCGCGAAGCGGGUCGCUUGGAGCGGGGUGGGCGUUGAUCUCGAGUGCGCGCGACCCGGGAUCGAGCGGAUUGGCAGGGCUAUCGAAAAGGUACUCGGCGAGGGGACAUAUAAAGAGACUGCAGCGGCGAUGAAGCUGCUCGCAGAAGGAUUAGAUUGUUUUGGAGACGUGGAGCGCGAGGUGUUAAGCAUGAUAGAUACAUGA
This is a messenger RNA of Phialemonium atrogriseum, 1371 nucleotides long. RefSeq lists its product as uncharacterized. NCBI's taxonomy places the organism in Eukaryota, Fungi, Ascomycota, Sordariomycetes, Cephalothecales, Cephalothecaceae. The transcript is spliced from 2 exons. Gene Ontology annotation, molecular function: UDP-glycosyltransferase activity. Bases 1 to 1371 code for a protein of 456 amino acids. The record is from RefSeq and is a predicted model, not a curated record.